Molecule: messenger RNA, 825 nt
Organism: Gaeumannomyces tritici R3-111a-1
Lineage: Eukaryota; Fungi; Ascomycota; Sordariomycetes; Magnaporthales; Magnaporthaceae
Exons: 3
Coding region: 1-825 (274 amino acids)
Source: RefSeq, a predicted model, not a curated record
AUGGGCGAAUUUCUACCGUCGCCACGCUACACUGGAGGGGGCUUGUACGGUACAAUAGUCUACACCUCACCUUGCGAUGUGAGACGCCGGGACUCGACGUCGUCGCGCAAAAAGCCCACACCGCAGCCGAGACGCUGGUGCUCGACGCCACUGCACGAAAAGCCUGUACCGCAAGAGCCUGUACCGCAGCCGAGACGCCCGCACUCGACGUCAAGGCCUCGAGAGAGUCAACCCCGCCGGGACUCAACGCCCGAGCCCAAGCAGCCCGAACACCGGGCUGCGGCCGAAAAGGAUGCCAGGAAGCACUGGACUCCCGAAGGAUAUUCGUUGACCCACUGGGACCCCACGGAGCAGCCCAUCCUGCUGCUCGGGAGCGUCUUCGACGCCAACUCCCUGGGCAAGUGGAUCUAUGACUGGACCGUUUGCAAACACGGAAAGGGUCACCCCAUUGCACAAAUAGCCGGCGAACUUUGGCUUCUCCUCAUCGAGUUUUCAGGUAAAAUUAAGGGCGCCGACGAGAUUAUCCCGUCCAUCCGCCAGAAGAAGCCCAGCAUGGAUGCCUUCAUUCGCGAGACCUUUGUCCAACAGCUCCUUGAGCUCUUCCAUCAUCCUCUUGUAAUCAUCUUCAACAUCGGGCCAGAUGUCGCGGAUAAACGUCCUUCUCAGGUGGGGCACACCGAGUCCAUCCCGUUUUCGGUCCCCAUGUCGCGCGCCGCUCUCCACACGAUCCAGCCGGCCCAUCUGCCCCUGAUCUCGUUCCCGAGCUUCACCACCGUCGAGUGGGUGGUCAUCGACAUGGGCUCGAUCCACUCCAGCUCCGAGUAG